This is a messenger RNA of Closterium sp. NIES-65, 1002 nucleotides long. Lineage: Eukaryota; Viridiplantae; Streptophyta; Zygnematophyceae; Desmidiales; Closteriaceae. The record is from the annotation of a GenBank genome assembly.
AUGGCGGAUGAAGCAUUAGACAUUACCACCGCCUUCCUCAAUGGGAUCAUUCUGGAGGAGCUGUACAUGUUACAGCCUGAGGGCUUGGAUGAUGGGAGCGGCAGGGUGUGCAGGCUGAAGAAGGCCAUCUAUGGCUUGAAGCAGGCUCCCCGUGCAUGGUACCACAAGCUAGAGGAGACACUGCUGGCUGGGGGGUUCAAGAAGAGUGAGUGUGACCACAGCCUGUUCCUGCUACAAGAGAAGGAGCAGUUUCUCAUGCUCCUGGUGUAUGUGGACGACAUCCUGCUCUUCUCUGAGUCGUCUGCAAUGAUUGAGCGUGUGGAGGAGAUGCUAGAGAUGCAGUUCAAGUGUUCCAAGAUGGGAGAUGUGAAGUACUACGUGGGGAUGCAUGUGGAGAGGGACCUUGAUAAGGGACUGGAAGCGGCCAAGAGGUUGGUCCGCUAUGUGAGCGCUACGGCAUCAAUGGGCUUGAAGUACAGUGCUGUGCGACAGAGGCUGCAGAGGGGUGCAGCUGAUUUGGGCAAGGGGGAGAUGCUCCUGACUUGCUACACCGACGCCAGCUUCAACUCGGUGAAAGCGGAUGGCACCAGCAUCGGGGGCUAUGUGCGCCUGUUUGGAGGUGGUGCAGUGAGCUGGCGCAGCAAGAAGCAGAACAAGGUGGGGCAGUCCUCAUGUGAGACAGAGUACAUGGCCCUGCAUCAUGGGGCAAAGGAGGUGGUUUGGCUGAGGCGUUUGUUGGAGGAGAUCGGAGUGUGCCAGAGGGAGCUGACUGUGAUUUUCUGUGACAAUGAGUCGGCGGUGAAACUAGCAAAGAAUGUUUGUCUUCAUGGGCUGACCAAACACAUCAGGCCCAAGUGGCACUGGGUGAGGAGGCUCCUGGACAAGGAGGUGCGACUGGAGAUUGUGAAGACCCAUCAGCAGGCGGCUGACAUCCUCACCAAGCGCAUGGCUGAAUCUGAGCAUUGGAAGGGCAUGAAACUUGCUGGGAUGAGUGUGCAUUAA